This is a messenger RNA of Ceratina calcarata, 5952 nucleotides long. RefSeq lists its product as uncharacterized. Lineage: Eukaryota; Metazoa; Arthropoda; Insecta; Hymenoptera; Apidae. The record is from RefSeq and is a predicted model, not a curated record. The transcript is spliced from 17 exons. Gene Ontology annotation, molecular function: protein binding. The coding region runs from base 789 to 5855 and encodes 1688 amino acids.
ACCGUUGACGUACCUCUACCUUCGGUUUAGUUCAGUAUUCCUCUAGAAUUCUAAGAGUGAACAGCUCCCUAACCGUUAAUACGAUAAAGCCCCGUAGUUGCCUUUCGUUGCUUUUUUCCGGUCCGAGGGAAAUUUCUAAGGAAAUUUAAUAUUCCGCGGCUCCGCGCUUAGUUUCUCGGCGAUGAACGUUGCAUUCUAAACGAUGUGCUUCGAUUAUUGCCAGCGGCUGUACGUGUGCACGUUUGCUCUGUUUGUGGUGAAACAUUCAACAGACUCGUAAACCUGAAUUCCUGAAUAUCCGAUUAAAAGCGUCAGCAAAUUAUUAUCGUUUAUUCAAAUAAUAUAACGAUACAAUUGGUCGCGGAAAAUUUACAUGAAUUAUAAAUGUGAUACAGUGUCUUCUUCUUAAAAUAAUAAAUAUACAGAAACGUAUAUAUAUUAUUAUUAAUAAUAUACAAAAUUAAAAUUUGCCGAGGGAUGAACGAGUCAAUUAGUGGUUGACAAUAAUUUAUUAACACUCCGCGUUUAACACGUGUAUUUAAAUAAUAAAGAAAUCGUGGAUGUGAUGGUGGAAAAGGAGGAACCAUAAUGCAAUUAAUGACUUUCAAUUCGUUAUUAAUGUUCGACUUGGUAUUUUUAUUUUUCCUAUUUCUCGUCGGUGUAUCCUGUCUAGCUUAUUAUUUGCCAGCAACUAGAAUAACCAAUUAUAAUGAUCUCGCGUCGUAUGAAAUUAUUAAUUCGAAAAACACCAAAUUACGUAAUGACAUUCCUGUUGAUGAUGUUUAAGAAUGCAAACGAACUUGAAAGAAUCUUAUCCUGGAUUAUCCGUGGUGGCUGGAGACAUCCUUGCCCUACGUGGAACAGGGUUGUCCGCGUCCGAAACAUGGGCGUUGUUAUGCCAGGCUGCCCAGGCCCUCCAGGACCUCUUCCUAUCGAAUUCCGAAAAAAUGUGGAUGUACUCGCUAGGAAGAGCUUUAUUGGACACAACCCCCCGAGUUUCAGCACUGACUGGUACCGUUUCGGUCUCACCCUCGUCAGCCCUUCAAAGCGUUUUAGCAGCUAUGACAGAACCAGAUUCUAAACGACGAGCUUCCUUAAUGAAUUUAUUAGACGUAAUUUCCGAGUAUUGUAGAACCCGUCUGCAAUCGAAACCGUUCACCCAUAUAGUGAUGGACAUGUAUAGAGAAGUGAUUAGGUCUCCGCAGUAUUCAGCUCGAAAACGAAUCGCCUAUCAACAUUUGAAUCAGCUUCAAGUACAGCAUCCACCGAAUCAAAUCAAGUACCCGCCUCCUAACCAGGAUAGAAAUCCUUAUCAGUGUCUUCAGCAACAGACCGUGAGCCAGUACGAUGUCCCACGAAAUCAUUUAAUGAAACCCGACCCCAGGAGUCUUCAGCAUUACCAGCAAACAGAUCUCAGAGGUCAGGUCAAGGCUAAUUUACAAAGAUAUCAGGGUCAAGAUAAAGAUAAUGAGGUCUACUGUCGGAGUCAAUGCAAUCAAUACAGCGGGCCCAGAAUUAAUCAGAAGCAAGGAUAUUCGCUCAAUUACCCUCGACAAUUCCAAGAAGCGCAGGUUCACCAUCAACAGAAGCAACAGCAACAGCAAUUUAAAAAAUAUAGAGAACCGCGUGAGGUUCCCCAAGAACCGCAAGCGUCAUCAAAAAUUCAUUAUCAUUACCCGAGUCAUCAUAAAGCGAAGGGGACUCUGUUCAAACUUCAGUCGAGGAAUUCGCACUCACAUCCUAAUUUAACGAGUCUAUGCGAUAAGCAGUCGCAGUUAAAUAAAGAAGAGAUCGGGGCGAAUGUUAAGAUCGCUGGGAACCCGGUGAACAGUCAUCAAGGUCGAUGUAAUUACAAUCAUUUGAGGACGAACUCCCAGCCGAUUUGUACGGAUAAUAAAUUGCAGCACACUAGGAGCAGCGGGAAUUUGCCAUCGACGAUUUACCACGAGGAGAACAAACCUGAAUACAAUUCUGAAAGAAACCUUGAAAACGAUGGAAGGGAAUAUUAUAGUAAUACAAAUUAUAGUGACCCACUUUAUUCGUUGCCAGUUAAACCUUUCCUCAGUUCGCAAGAUGUUAGCAAGGUAAACGGACUGUCCACGAAGAGUCAACCGACUGGUUACUCUCAUCCGGACAUGACUUUAUUAAUACAGAAAGAAAAGAAGGAAGAAGAGAUUUACAGUAACUCGGCGAGGUAUAUGAAUUCCAUAAUGAAGAGACAAUACUCGAAUCCUCAGUUGCCUAAUAGAAAUCAGCAAGAGGAGCAAAAGCAGCAGGAGAGGAAUUUCGAAAAUAGGAACGAACGUCUGAACACGAAAAGAGAAGAGGAAGAAGACGAAGGGAAGAAUAAUCCAGCUUCUUCCAUAAAGUUAAAACACAAUCUUCAGGGCCCACCUAAACCUCCGAGAAUCCUCACGACUUUGAAAAAGGCUUCGUUACUUUCGGACGAAGAGGGUAACAGCAGAUCCGAACCUCCAGCGAAACCACCCAGAAACUUGGUGAGGAACGGGCCGAGGGCUCGUAAGAACAAACCAGUUCAAAGGGCUCCCUCCAGAUUAUAUAGAACGAUAGGAAGUGGGCCUAUAAUGAAGUGUUUCAAUCGGGCUCAGUGUAUCGGCCCAGAAUUCGUAGUCAGAGCUAAUCAGCCACCUAAGACGUUAUCCGUUGGUCAAAUAAAGACUGGAAAUUGUGGGAGAAUUAUAGUAAUAAUGUUAACUGGACAGAGAUUGGAAGUAAGCUGUGACCCGCAGAAGAUAACAGCCGGCGAUCUAUUCCAGGCUAUUGUGAGAGAGGAGAAUCUAGAUGAAAAUUUCGCGUUAGGCCUCGCAGUAUUAUUAGCAGGAGAUUUUGCUAUAUUACCUUCGGAUUACAAGUUAAAUAAAAUAGCGCCUCCGGGAUGGUUGAACGAUAACAAUAGCAACAAAACUAAAAUUCUACCGACGAAUUUUAUGCUCUAUCUGAGAAUACGAUUUUUCUUACCAUCUCUUCAGGGCAUCAGGUACAAUAAAUUAUUCCUUAUUUCAAAGAAUUUAUGGAGCUUCUAUUUAUUUUNACUGGAAAUUGAACACGGAUGUGGUGAUUAUUUUUUAUUGGAACACUACGUCCCCGAGUCUUUUAUUAUUAAUCUGGACAGUUUGAGUAAAAGCGAGGGAUCUGAGGAACUGAAAUGUGUGAAGGCACUCAAGUCUCUUCUUCAUCAGGCUCAUCGCAAUAGGAACGGUUUAGACUCGAACAAGGCCGAAGAGAUGUUUAUUAAUCACGCUCAAUCGUUGAAGGACUACGGUUUCCACUAUUACAUAGCGACUAUAGACGUGAAGGAUUUUAAUAAAAUAAUGGGAAAGCAGAAAGGGAAGAAAUCGAACGAGAAAAAGUUUCAUUGCGACGAGCCGAGGAAAAUUGGCACCGAUCAAGAACCGAUUUAUUGCUCUAAAGAUAAUAGUGAACGAUUGUAUGAAAUUCAAAAAGAAGAUAACGACACGAUUUAUAGCGAGGGUAAUAGUAGACAGUCGUAUGAGAUUAAUAAUAAGGAUAGACAGUCGCAAGCGUGUAAAAAUGAUAAGAGCAGAGAUUCGCGGAAAGACGAGAUUUCUAAGUCGGACUGCGAGAAUUUGAGCGGCAGGAAAAUUUUGUAUAACAGCGAGGAUGGGAAAUUAAUUAAAAUUAGUAAAGAUUAUUCUUCUUCAAAGAAUAUUUACGAGGAAACUAAAUGUAAGAGGAAAGCUCACGACUCUUCUAGUAAUAAUAGUAAAAAUAUUGAUAGUAAACACGGGAAGAGUGAAAAGAAAAAGGAGAACAAUAUAUGGCUGGCGAUUAAUAUUCAAGGAUUGAAGAUAUUUGAAAGGGGUGGAGAACCGAGGGAAAGAAUUGAAUUAGCCCAAUUUUACUGGAAGGACAUCGAAACGCUGAGUUACAAUAAAUAUUGUUUAAUAGUUUAUACGAAAUUAAACAGUGGGAAGCGAUGCAAAUUCAAAUUGCGAAUGGAUCACAAGAAGAGUUACUUCGCAUUCAAGCUGACAUCUUUACAUCACCAGUUUUUCUUGAGGCUUCGUUCCGAAUUCACUUCCUCUUUACAAGAAUUGUCAAAAGAAUUUGAGACACCUACAAAAGUGGAAGAAGAGAAAAAAACGAAAUCACCGUUGAAAUUAAAAUCCAAGUCGCACAAUAUUAAAUCUAAAUCUCAGGGGAAAGUGGAUGGGAAGACGAAAAUUUGUAUAGCGAAUACUAUGAAAAGUACUCAGCAAUCGAAUUUGAAUUACUCGAUGAGAUUAGAAGAGUAUCAGAAUAAAGAGAACGAGAAUCCAGAAAAGGAUAUGACGUAUGCAGACCCGAUACCGAAUUCAAGUGCAAUUCCAAAAGCGAGGGAUCCUUAUUCCACGGAAGACGACGUUUUAUAUGCUCAAGUUAACAUCCGGCUGGAACCCGAAGGAGAAUCCAGGGACAUGGAAGAUGUAUCCGAAAGAGAUCUGCUAAACUCGAAAGAAGAAAACGAGAAACUUGAUAGAAUUGAAAAAAUGGAGAGGAUAAUCAUGGAGAACGAGGAUACUUAUCAUCAAUCGAGAUCAAGGACGCGACAGAUGGAUCUGACUAAAUCUAGAAUCGAGACGGACAGGGAAAUAGAGCUGGAAAUAAAAAGGCAGAGGGAGAAAGAAAUCGAAAUGGAAAGCGAUUAUUCGAUUGCUAGGAUUCCUAAAAUCGUUGUAACCAAUGAUGAGAAAUUCUACAGCUACCCACAAUUGAAUUCAGAGCCGGAAUUAAAAAGAGACGAGGAGAUGGAAAGAGACGGCGUUUAUUCCAUACCGAAAAUCGUUGUAACGAAAGAAGGGAAUAAUUCGAAAACAUUAAACAACCCUGAAGAACUGUACGCGGCGAUUAACAAAGUUGGAAAAAACGAUUUUCCAGUUCCUGAGGAAAUAUGGGAUGUCUCGGAUAUAAAGAAAUCUGUACAUAAGAUGAAGACUUCGAGUUUGCCGAAUUAUACUUCGAAACACUCAAAAGGAGUUAAUAGCAAUCGAACUCCGAGCUUGCCCAGACGUUUGGGAGUGAAAAUGGGUACCAGAGCGAUUUAUAGUAGCAUGUUGUAUAAAGAUACAGAGACACUAUCAGUGAAAUCUGAUACAGAUUCAUCUAUUAACUCUUUAUCAUUAGCAAGAUCGACAGAAGAGUCGCCAAUGCCUGAAGCUUACGUAUUAAAUGCUGAUAUUCCAACGAACGAUGAAACAUUUCACGUGCCGAACGAUGAAUCGAUGUCUACGUCGCUAGCAGCUCGACUCGAAGAACUCUCUUUUGCUGAAGAGAGAAAUUUGGAAACGAUCAGAUUGAAGAGAGGCGAUGGAGGUAGUAUUGGUUUACAGGUGACUGAAGGAAACGACGGUGGAGUCUACGUCCAAGCGAUUUCAGUCGGAGGGUCUGCAGACAUGGCUGGCAAUAUUAAUAAAGGUGAUCGUAUAGUUGCUAUAAAUGGACAGAGUCUACUGCAUUUAAGAUACGAGGAUGCUUUAAAGUUGCUACAGAACUCGUCUGAAACUAUAGUAUUAGUACUCUCUCAAGAGAUUCGAAAGAGUAAACAGAAUAAUCAAAACGUAGAUACUAAUUAUUUAAAUGACGAAAUGAGGAAUAUGAGUGCAAUAAAUAAAUUCCAAAGAACAAUCGAUUGUUCUUCAGUGCAAAAUACUUCGAGCGCUUACAGUAGCGCAGCCUCCAGUUCUAUGGAUCAUUACAAUUACUAUAACAAUCAUCCUAAUAACUAUGAAAGCGCUAAUCACUACGCGAGCAAUGAUGAAUUGAAAUCUGCUAGCAUGAUGUUGAGCAUAGAAGAUUUCGAAGUCAGUAGAACCAGCAGGCAGGUGUUCAUUUAAAAAGAAACUACAUGCCGCCGGUUCCUCCUCGAAGGAAGAAGAAAUUGAGAUCGAAAAUGCCUACGAUUAUCAUAAAUUCGCCUGAGGAAACGUCGAU